CCGGUCGUCGCCCGCGCCGCCCGUCGCGCGGCAUCAGUUUUCCACGCGGAAAAAUUGUGUCGCGAGUGUCAACGGACCUGACCUUCCGUCCGCGAGACCGGGGCCCGUGAUGGAUUAUGUGUAUGGCAUAUAAGUGUGUAUACUGUGUGUUCUGCAGCGCGCCCGGCCCACCCCUCUGAAACUUCCCGCAUCCCGCACCAUGGAGGCUCGGCGGCAGACCCCGGCCCAGUGGCUGUCCGCAGCGCUCCUGCUCUGUUCCUUCCUCUCCACUAACUCACUCAGCACUAAGAUUCACGAGCACAUGACCCCGGAUGAGCUCAGAAACGUGUUCCACGUGGAGCACCAAAGCCACGUGCCUCAGUACCACCUAGUCCACCUCACGCACCACCUCGCCAGGCGGAACAUCCCCACCUCCCACCCCAGCAACUUCCACACGCCCAACAGCGGGAAGGUCGCCCACGACAAGAUCAGCGACUGGAAGAAUCCUCCCUCGCUCCUCAACGACGAGAUGUUCGUCAAGGCCAAGGAUCUGAUCAAGGACGUGGACAUCAUCGGCGACCUGAACCUGACAGUGCCGGUGGAGUUUGACGUGUCGAAUUCCAGUGAGAGUGUUAGUGACAGUGAGUUCGGUGACACGGAGCACGCGGUGGAAAACCAGGACCCGGACGUGCACAGGCUCCAGUUCGAGGCGUUCGGGAAGAAGCUGAACCUGACCCUGCGGCGGCAGGAGGGGCUGGUGAAGAAGGACGGCCUGAGGAUGUGGCGGGUGCUCACCAACGAGUCGCAGCCCCACGGCGUCGACUACGAGGAAACGACGACGGAUGGCGAGGAGGAGAUCGGUGACCUCUACCACGACGAGGAGAACGGAGCUGCUCUGUUGAUAAGGAGACAUCCGAAGCACGGCAAACUAGUGGUGGAAGGCUCAAUCGGUCACGAGCUACUGGUGCGGCCGAUCCCGGACUCUGUGACGGGCGCCAGCGCGCCGGACGACGAGAUGUUCAUGGACCCCACCAGCAUGGCCGACAUGGUGUCCAUCGAUACCGGCCUGCCUAUUGUAAAAAGAAAGAAAGCUGAGCAGGAGGAAUUGCAGCUGGCGCUGAACGGCGCGCAGCACGUUAUCAUCAAACGGGACCCGGCCGAGGAGGACCACGCCAGUGACUAUGCUUUUAUGGAACCCGACCACCUGAGCAAGCGCUACCGACGACGACGGUCCACGGACUCGCACAGCAGACGCAAGAGGGACGCUCCCUACGUCAUCUACCCGGAGAUACUGGUCAUCGUGGAUUAUGAUGGAUACAGGUUGCACGGCGGCGAUAACUUGCAAAUAAAACGUUACUUCGUGUCGUUUUGGAACGGCGUCGACCUGAGGUACAAACUGCUAAAGGGACCCAGAAUACGAAUCUCCAUAGCCGGCAUCAUAAUAUCUCGAGGUCGAGAUGCUACGCCAUAUUUGGAAAAAAAUCGGGUGGGUCGGGACGCGAUAGACUCUGCCGCUGCGCUCACUGACAUGGGCAAGUAUUUGUUCAGGGAACGACGUCUGCCCGUAUAUGACAUAGCAGUUGCUAUCACCAAACUAGACAUGUGCAGAAGACAAUAUCCGAAUGAGGCGUGCAAUAGAGGGACAGCAGGUUUCGCGUAUGUGGGUGGCGCGUGUGUUGUAAACAAAAGAUUGGAAAAAGUCAAUUCAGUUGCCAUCAUAGAGGACACGGGCGGUUUCUCGGGGAUUAUCGUCGCAGCCCACGAAGUCGGCCAUUUAUUGGGCGCUGUUCACGACGGUAGCCCACCUCCCUCAUAUCUUGGAGGACCAGGCGCGGAAAAAUGCAGAUGGGAGGACGGCUUUAUCAUGUCUGAUCUCAGGCAUACUGAAAAAGGAUUUAGGUGGUCCCCUUGUAGUGUACAAAGUUUCCAUCACUUUUUGAACGGCGACACAGCGACGUGCCUGUUCAACUCGCCGCACGAGGAUGACUCCUUACCGCGGGUGCUGCCGGGCCGUCUGCUGACACUCGACGCGCAGUGCCGGAAGGAUAGAGGAACAAGUGCGUGUUUCAAAGACGAGCGAGUGUGCGCUCAGCUGUUCUGCUUCGACUCGGCCAGCGGGUACUGCGUCGCGUACCGACCGGCCGCCGAGGGCUCGCCGUGUGGGGAUGGCCAGUACUGUAUAAACGGCCGGUGUAUAACUGAACACGAGAACAUCAUACCGGACUACUCGCAGCACACGCCCAGCUACGUCCGACCGGAGACUAGUCCAUUUUAUGGUAAUAUUACGAGUAGCGAAGCGACGACCCAACCGUACGUACCCAGCACGGAAGCACCGGCCCCGGCCACAAAUUACAGUUCCAACUACGAAAAGAGCUCCAAACCGGAAUCCUUCACCACCUCCACAUUGAAACCGUUCAAAUACUACUUUAGAAUAACCAAACCGCCAGAGGUUGUCACCGAAAAAACGACCACAACCACCACCACUACUACUACUACAACCACCACCACUACACGGAAACCACAGACGAGCAUCUCGUUCCCACCGUCCUUAAAUAAGUUCUCGAUAAGCACCACGAGAAGUCCAUACGACUUCCAGGAUUUCACCACCAAAGCAGCUAAAGCUGAAGUCACCGAGAAAAAGAGCUCUCUUGGCAAAGAGUACAGUCCCUUUGGACGUCCGACUACGAAGAGUCCCCUAUUCCCAGAUAAGGGCAUAAAGUCCUUAUUCAAAAUUGGCACCUACUACUCUCAAGCGAAAUCCUACGACAAUUCCAUAAGACCCGACGCCAAUUCUCAACAAGACGUGCAGAUUGAGCCUGCCAGAUUAGUUUACUCUUUCCAAAAGAAUUUGACGACGGGAGCCAUUAUAAGAACGUAAAGCUGCCAAAAAAAUUGUAGCCGCCACUAGCAAAUCGCGAAGGCCUUACUGAAGACUGCUUGCUGGAUCCAGAGACUGGUGCUAAGAUAUUAGUGAUCCUGGACAACUUCUUGGACUAUCCUGGAGUGAAGCCGGGACCGUCUCCAGCCCAACUUACAGAGUGUGUCGCGCAUACCUCAAAAUGAAUAUUACUCGACUCGAAUAGUUGAUAUUAAUUUAGCUCAUAAAACAUCGAAAUAAAUGUUAGAAUCGAUUACACGACUGAACAGAGUUGGGUAGUAUUCGUCAGCGGGUAAAGGUUUGCGCGUAUGUGUCUGAAGACAAUAUUUGGUGUCAGACACAGUUGUGAGUGAUAUAUCAUUGUGAUUGUGUAACUAUAGUGAACUGUAAGUACAUUAGUAAUAAAUCUGUAUGACGAACAAAGCCUCGAUAUACUCGACUCGGUUUUGGAGUUAUCUAAGUUUGACUUUAAGCUGUUGUAAAAAUAAUUUUGUAAACAGAGUAACUGCCACGAAGUGCCUUCUUAUUGUAAGCGUUGUGCGUGUAGAAACUAAUAUUAUGCAAAAGCCUCCACGUUAAAUUAUUAUUUCAGAUUCAAUUAUUUUUGAGAAAUUAUCUACUUUAUCAAAAAGUCUAGGAAUAGCGUUUUAAAUUUUUACACAACUUAUUCAUAGGUUCUUAAUAUUAUUUAUUUAUGUAUGUUAAAAAUUUGAUGUAUCCUCAAAUUAGUAGUCUUCCAUGAAAUUCAAGAGCUAAGUGACUUAAAAUAUUAGUAGAGCAUUCAUAAACUUUUGUAUUAUUAUAUUUUGUAUCUGUUUAUAGCGACUGGUUCGCGAAUAUAGUAAAUAUUCUACACAAAUAGGACUAAAUAUACAAUUUAUAUUUUUGAUAUUUUAAUAUGUAAAUGUUCUUGACUAAAGUUACCAUAGAGUAAUUAAUGGUAGAUGUUUCAGACUGCAGUUUAAUAUUUACAAUACGACCGAACUUCUUAUUGACAUCACUUGCCUUUUUAUAACUAUUUAUUAUGUUCCAAUAAUUUAUGUGUACCUAUCUGAUAAUUAAGUUUGUCCUAAAUUGUUUAAACUAAGAAAAAAUAUAAAAAACAAAUAUG
This is a messenger RNA of Aricia agestis (brown argus), 3968 nucleotides long. It is a transcript of the gene Adamts-like, whose product is annotated as A disintegrin and metalloproteinase with thrombospondin motifs 1. The record is from RefSeq and is a predicted model, not a curated record. The coding region runs from base 200 to 2857 and encodes 885 amino acids. Lineage: Eukaryota; Metazoa; Arthropoda; Insecta; Lepidoptera; Lycaenidae. Gene Ontology annotation, molecular function: metalloendopeptidase activity. Gene Ontology annotation, biological process: proteolysis. The transcript has 18 exons.